GUUCGAUAGUGUGAGAUCUGAUUAAUUUCUCCGCCUUGGAGCCAGCGUUCGACACAGCACCCUCUCAAUCUCGUUUUCAUCACCUCUCGAUCGCUUACUCUCGUUCUUUUACCUUUCCCUUUUUUCCACGAUUUGGGUUGGAUUCUUACAUUCCUCUUCGUAUCCAUCACACCUUUUAUAUUUCUGUCAUAAUACUUCCGUAUCAAUUGUUCAGAAAGCUCUAGGGGAACCUGAUCGGUCUCAUACACAAAAAAAGAUUCAACAUUUUCGGUUUCUUGUAUUUUCCCCCAAGGUUUGUGGUAAUCCAAACCAAGGCCGAGUGCACUCAGUCUCUGAACUGCACGAGAGUUUCUUCGCAUUCUGAAAGUUUUGUUGGAAGUAAGAGCUCUCAUUUGUGAUCCUGUUGCUGCAUAGGAAAAAAAACGUUUUUUCUUAGGUUGUUGGAGAUUAAUAUAUUUGGUCAAUCAAAGAUUCAGAAAGCGAUUGUGUACAAGUCUGUAGUAUCAGAAUCUGAUGGCUGAAUUCGGAUCGAAAUGGCUGUGGGGUUUGAGAUCGGUGUGGAUGGUCUUGUUGAACUUUCUCUUAGCUUUGGUGUUUGUUUCGGCGGAGAGGGGCAUGAGACUGCAGGCUUCAAGAACCAAUGAAACAGAAGGACCUGAAUCCAGUUAUCUUCUCAAAGCAAUAAAUUUCUUAUGGCAACCAGACAAAUCUGGUUAUCAACACGUUUGGCCGGAGAUGGAAUUUGGAUGGAAAAUAGUUGUGGGCUCAAUAAUUGGAUUCUGUGGAGCUGCGUUUGGGAGUGUUGGUGGCGUUGGCGGUGGUGGUAUUUUUGUUCCUAUGCUUAGCCUUGUUAUUGGGUUUGAUCCGAAGUCAGCAACAGCUAUAUCAAAAUGUAUGAUCAUGGGUGCAGCAGUCUCAACUGUUUACUACAACCUUAAGCUAAGGCAUCCUACACUUGAUAUGCCCAUCAUCGACUAUGACUUGGUACUGCUCAUCCAACCAAUGCUCAUGCUGGGCAUUAGCAUAGGAGUGUCUUUCAACGUCCUAUUUGCUGAUUGGAUGGUCACAGUUUUGCUUAUCUUUCUCUUCAUAGUUACAUCAACAAAGGCAUUCUUUAAGGGUGUUGAAACAUGGAAAAAGGAAACCAUUGUGAAAAAGGAGACUGCUAAGAGACUGGAGUCAAAUGGUUCUGUUGGUGCGGAAGUUGAAUACAAGCCUCUUCCUGGUGGUCCGGGAAAUGGUGUUCAAAAGGACUUCAAAGAUACAGAGGUCGGUAUUCUUGAGAAUGUUUACUGGAAGGAACUUGGACUUCUCAUUUUUGUUUGGGUUACAUUCCUUGCAAUUCAGAUCGCCAAGAAUCAUACAGCUACAUGUUCGACGGCAUACUGGGCAUUGAACUUGCUGCAGAUCCCUAUUUCUUUUGGGGUAUCUUUGUAUGAAGCAGUUGGUCUUUACAAGGGACACAGAGUUAUUGCAUCCAGGGGAGAAGAAACGAAAAAUUGGCGAAUCCAUCAGCUGGUUAUCUAUUGCGCCUUAGGUAUAUUGGCUGGAAUAGUUGGUGGGCUACUUGGACUUGGUGGAGGGUUUAUAAUGGGUCCACUAUUUUUGGAGCUGGGAGUCCCUCCUCAGGUCUCAAGUGCCUCUGCCACCUUCGGAAUGACCUUCUCUUCAUCUAUGUCUGUUGUGGAAUACUACCUUUUGAAACGUUUUCCUGUUCCUUACGCUCUCUACUUUGUUGGUGUGGCUACCAUUGCAGCCUUCAUAGGGCAGCAUAUUGUAAGAAGGAUGAUCAUUUUACUUGGAAGGGCAUCACUGAUCAUCUUUAUUCUAGCCUUCACUAUAUUUGUUAGUGCAGUAUCACUUGGUGGGGUUGGCAUAUCAAACAUGAUUGGGAAGAUUCAGCGUCACGAAUACAUGGGAUUUGAGAACCUCUGCAAGUAUGAGGCAUAGCAUGUUUCAUGGCUUGCCUCUUUCUUCAUUACUUUUCUUCCACUCUCUCUCUCUCUCUCCAAACAAAAAACAAAAAAAAGAAAGAAAGAAAAUUCCCAAGUUUUGUUUAUGGGGUUAAACAUACUCCUAAGGCUACAAAUAGCUUUCACUUUGUACCAAUUAUUGUUUGAAAUAAUGGAAGGUGACUAUUGCUUUGCUUC
This is a messenger RNA of Juglans regia (Persian walnut), 2150 nucleotides long. RefSeq names its product sulfite exporter TauE/SafE family protein 3. The transcript is spliced from 12 exons. The coding region runs from base 514 to 1950 and encodes 478 amino acids. Lineage: Eukaryota; Viridiplantae; Streptophyta; Magnoliopsida; Fagales; Juglandaceae. The record is from RefSeq and is a predicted model, not a curated record. Gene Ontology annotation, biological process: protein ubiquitination. Gene Ontology annotation, cellular component: Cul4A-RING E3 ubiquitin ligase complex; membrane.